This is a messenger RNA of Baudoinia panamericana UAMH 10762, 1054 nucleotides long. RefSeq lists its product as uncharacterized. Lineage: Eukaryota; Fungi; Ascomycota; Dothideomycetes; Mycosphaerellales; Teratosphaeriaceae. Bases 1 to 777 code for a protein of 258 amino acids. The transcript is spliced from 3 exons. Gene Ontology annotation, biological process: maturation of LSU-rRNA from tricistronic rRNA transcript (SSU-rRNA, 5.8S rRNA, LSU-rRNA). Gene Ontology annotation, cellular component: cytosolic large ribosomal subunit. The record is from RefSeq and is a predicted model, not a curated record. Gene Ontology annotation, molecular function: RNA binding; structural constituent of ribosome.
AUGGCUCCCCAGAAAGGAACGGCUACUGUCAAGACGAGCGUCCCAACCAAGGACCAAAUCCUCGUCCCGGAGACGCUGCUCAAGAAGCGCAAGAGCCAGGAGAAGGAGCGUGCCGACAAGGCAGAGCAGCGCGAGGCCAAGAAGAAGGAGAACAAGCAGAAGCGUGAGCAAAUCUUCAAGCGCGCCGAGUCAUACGUCAAGGAGUACCGCGAUGCCGAGCGCGAGAAGAUCCGCCUGAACCGUGUCGCAAAGAGCGAGGGCAGCUACUAUGUCCCCGCUGAGCCGAAACUUGUCUUCGUUGUCCGCAUCAAGGGUAUCAACAAGAUCGACCCGAAGAAGCGCAAGACCCUCCAGCUGCUCCGCCUCCUUCAGAUCAACAAUGGCGUCUUCAUCCGCCUUACCAAGGCUACAAGCGAGAUGCUGAAGAUCAUCGAGCCCUUCGUCGCAUACGGCUACCCAAACCUCAAGUCCGUCCGUGAGCUCAUCUACAAGCGUGGAUACGCCAAGACCACACAAAAGCAGCGUAUCCCGCUGACGGACAACGCCAUCAUCGAGGAGCACCUCGGCAAGUACGGCAUUGUCUGCAUGGAGGACCUCAUUCACGAGAUCUUCACUGUCGGCCCGAAUUUUAAGCAAGCCUCCAACUUCUUGUGGCCCUUCAAGCUCAGCAACCCAACCGGUGGUUUCAGGCCGAGGAAGUUCUUGCACUUCGUGGAAGGUGGCGAUCUCGGUAACAGAGAGGAGUACAUCAAUGCGCUCAUCAGGCAGAUGAACUAAAUGUUUGCUUUGUACUGAGACGGCGAGUCUGCGUGCGGAGGGACGGUGGAGUCGGGGCGUGGCAUUGCUGUUGUAGUUGCUUAGACAGCAUUGCUGAAGCGCCAAACAUAAUAUGGACGCCUUUACAAUUCAAGUCACUUCUCAUUCAUCCCGUACUCCAAGUAUGAAGCUCUAAGCUGUUUCCGAAGAUCAUUACUGGAACAGCGUUCGAACCGAGUGGGUCGAUCUGAUAGCAGAUAAGUCCGAUCUCGGAAAGCACGCAUCCUCCGAUAGCGUC